AUGACUGGGAUGGACGUCUUGGGUUUGAAUCCCGCAAACCCAAGCAUUCAAUACAAUGCGCCUUAUGCUCAUCCUUACGCGUCAUCGAUCUCCUCCUCCGCCUCCUCCUCCUCUUCUUCCGUCUUCUCCCUGGAUAGUCUAUCCAGCCAGAGUUCCAUUUCGUCCACCUCCACCAACCCGGUCGAUGUGAUUUGGGAGAAUGAAGGGGAAUACCAAGUGGCGGGGAGAAGUUUGACUACGGCGAGUGGCUCGCGUGUCUUCGCCAGGGGCGGUCUGCCCAAGGCCGCGGACCCGGCGGUUGCACCCGAGCUACGGAAACACCCCAGGCGCACAAAUAGCUGCAUGGUUCAGUCCAACGGCAUUCCUGGUGCUACCCGACCUCCACCUUGUCUGUUGCGGCAGUCGGAUCGGAAGGUCAAUUUCGUCGAUAAUCUCGUCGACACCGCCUCGCAGAUUGUCGAGAUCAUCUGGCCUUUGUCGGCAGUAGCGUCCCGAAGCGACUCGGCCACGGGCUGCAAGGGCGUGUUGCCCCUGCGCACCUUCAUCCAGGAGACGUUGCGUCGCUCGCGGACCAGCUACAGCACUUUGCAGGUGGCCUUGUACUAUUUGAUCAAGAUCAAGGAACACGUUCCUCGGCCCGAUGCCACCCAGGAACAGCAGUCGCGGAGCAAGCCGGUCUGCCGCGCCAUGCAGUGCGGUCGCCGCAUGUUCCUUGCCGCCUUGAUCCUUGCUUCCAAAUACCUGCAAGACCGCAACUACUCGGCCCGCGCCUGGAGCAAGAUUUCCGGUCUGAACACCGCGGAAAUCAACCAGAAUGAGUUGAUGUUCCUGGAAGCAGUCGGGUGGAGACUCCAUGUUCCCGAAGCCACUUUUCAGCGCUGGACGGACAUUGUCUUGAAGUAUACUCCCGGAGCUGGUGGCUUCUUCGCCGCGGACGGACCGUGCUGGCGGACUGUGAUCCCCAAGCUGACCCCGGAGCUGAACACGGUGGACGUGGUUUCCUCCACCCCAUCUAGCCUCGGAGGAUUCGAGUCGGGUUUCCUGGCGGAUUCGCCAUCCCCCCUUUCUUCCGCCGCCCCGAGUGAGCAGACCGGCAUGCCCUUGGGCUAUGACCAACGGUCGGCUCCUCACCAGCGGUCUUCCCCACUCUCCGGCGGAUCCUCUUUCCUUCCCUCGAUGCCGCGGCCCCCGAUGCUGCCCACCCCCCAGUUGACACCCCAGACGAGCGUUGCUUCCACUCCUGCUGCGAGUGUGAGUAGCUUCACUGCCCGUCGGGCUUCCAUCUGCGCGGCUAUGUCUCAGGUGCAGAACAUGUGCAUGGCGCGGUCUACUCUGGACCAGCGCCCGUCACUGGCGUUCUGCCCAAGGGCAAACACGUUUGAUGGAUACCCCCCCGCAGUCCGUCGGUCGUCCUUGGCUCGCUCGACAUCCUCUGCGUCGUCGCCGGAUUCGAUGAUCUCUGAUGUGUCGACACUGUCGUCGUCAUCGAGCUUUUCGUCUUGCUCGUCCACAGCCUCGUCCGCCUCCGCCAACCUCCUGGGUCUCUGCGCUUCGGCCAAGCCCCGACUGGCGGUUCGAGCGACGCUUCGAUGCACUAGCAAUGCUCUGAAGGAGUGUCGCAAGACUCUGUCUGUUGCAUCGCCCAUUAGUGAACACUUUCUGGGCGAUGUCUAUAGCUCCCCCGAGGCAUACAUGGGCCCGGUGGGUCCAAUGCCGGACCUGACAAAUUUCUCAUUGGGAACGCCUGUUGAUCGCGAGGCGGCUCAGAGUUUGUGUGAGCUGUCGGGGGCCAUCUCCCGGCCCUCUCAGACGUUUGAGCCGGGAACGACUCAGCGAUCGGGUCGGAAACGUGGCCGCACCGGCUCGGAAGAUCUUACGUGGCAGAAUCAUGUCCGCCAUCUGAUCGAUCUCAAUGCACGGCACGAGAGCCAAGCCCCGGAUGGCUCCUUGCGCCACAUGCUCGAGUCGAACCCUUCUCAGCCCCUCUCUGCUCUCCAGCUCAGUCUCCUCAAUGCCAGCGCUCCUCUCUCUGGACCAGCUGGUAUGAAGCGUGCCUGCUGUGGGAGUGAGGCGAGGAAGAUCGCGCUCAACCCAAGCGUUCGAUCGGAUUACCUGGGCUAA
This is a messenger RNA of Aspergillus clavatus NRRL 1, 2121 nucleotides long. RefSeq names its product putative G1/S-specific cyclin Pcl5. NCBI's taxonomy places the organism in Eukaryota, Fungi, Ascomycota, Eurotiomycetes, Eurotiales, Aspergillaceae. Gene Ontology annotation, biological process: regulation of cyclin-dependent protein serine/threonine kinase activity. Gene Ontology annotation, cellular component: nucleus; cyclin-dependent protein kinase holoenzyme complex. The transcript is spliced from 2 exons. Gene Ontology annotation, molecular function: cyclin-dependent protein serine/threonine kinase regulator activity; protein kinase binding. The coding region runs from base 1 to 2121 and encodes 706 amino acids. The record is from RefSeq and is a predicted model, not a curated record.